This is a messenger RNA of Anopheles marshallii, 807 nucleotides long. RefSeq names its product mediator of RNA polymerase II transcription subunit 6 (gene MED6). Gene Ontology annotation, molecular function: transcription coactivator activity. The transcript is spliced from 3 exons. Gene Ontology annotation, cellular component: core mediator complex; mediator complex. The record is from RefSeq and is a predicted model, not a curated record. Gene Ontology annotation, biological process: regulation of transcription by RNA polymerase II. The coding region runs from base 1 to 807 and encodes 268 amino acids. Lineage: Eukaryota; Metazoa; Arthropoda; Insecta; Diptera; Culicidae.
AUGAAUCCUGGUAGAUUGGGACUUACACCGAUGGUUCAAGAGAAUCCGCUAUGGAUUUCGUGGCACGACUCCAACUGGAUACCGGUACUAAAUCCUGGCAAUGUGAUGGACUACUUUUCGGAGAAAUCGAAUCCAUUCUACGAUCGAACAUGCAACAACGAAAUCGUCCGAAUGCAGCGCCAAAGUUUGGAGCUCCUAAACAACAUGACUGGUGUGGAAUAUAUUCCUCUCCACGUUCAAGAUCCGAUAUUGUACGUGAUACGUAAGCAGCACCGUCAUUCUCCGACCGAGGCUACACCGAUGGCUGAUUACUACAUCAUUGCUGGCACAGUAUAUCAGGCACCGGAUUUGGCCAGCGUGUUCAAUUCACGUAUACUUUCCACCGUACAUCACUUACAAACAGCGUUCGAUGAAGCCAGCUCUUAUUCACGUUACCAUCCGAGCAAAGGAUAUUCGUGGGAUUUCUCCUCCAAUAAAGCCAUUGCGGAAAAGACGAAAACACAAACCAAGAAGGAAGCUCCGGUAAAAGAGGAACCGAGUUCAAUUUUUCAACGUCAGCGUGUGGACAUGUUGUUGGGUGAUUUGCUCCGAAAGUUCCCUCUACCCUUGCCACAGAUGACUAACAAUCCUGCAGGUGUCAACUCGACCGAUGGGACCAACGCGAACAAUAAUCACAGUGGUGCUGCCGGCGAGAAUGAUCACGCCGGUUCAGAUCAUGCAAUGAUUAAACAAGAACCUACCGACGGUAGUGGGUCACGAGGAGGUAGUAAUAACGAAGUACCACCCGAGAAGAAAAUGAAACUAUAA